Molecule: messenger RNA, 1034 nt
Organism: Saccoglossus kowalevskii
Lineage: Eukaryota; Metazoa; Hemichordata; Enteropneusta; Harrimaniidae
Product: transmembrane protein 177-like
Cellular component (GO): membrane
Source: RefSeq, a predicted model, not a curated record
CUCAGUGUUUUCAAAGAUGGAUGGCCGGUGCACUGAUACCCUUUGAAACACGUUACUAUAACACAAAACUCACUAUUCAAAGCUUGGUGCAGUGAAUACAUUGGGAUUUAAGAACUUACUGGAACAGUAUCUUUUACAACAUGUUACGAUCAAGAAAUGCACGUCAUAUUCUAGUGGGUUUAGCGGCCGGUGGAAUGUGUUUUUUCAAUGGAAUACCGCUACUAUUCCCGCAGCAAACUGUAAAGCGAGUAUAUCAAAGCUACAAAGAUGGGGAAGAGAGACAAUUAUCGAUGAAAUCUGGACAUGAAUUUGAUCAAGUGUGCUAUGAUCUGAGCAUCAAGGACAGAGAAAAAUAUCACUUAUUUGCGUCUUACGGCACCAAUAUCUGUACAUCUGGGACAAGAUGGCUACCAAAUGGAUUGUAUAUUGGAAUCCCAGACGUAUUUAGCAUGCAACGACCAAGUGAAGUGGUUGCAAGUAACAUGCAAAUUGGCAGGGAAAGAAUUGAUUGGGAGUCGGAGUGUGGAAAAUCACUCGCAGAGUCGUUGAUUCUGAGCGAAAAUGCCAGAAAAUUUUACAUUGCUAGAGAACUAAUAGAAGCUAACAGUAUUCAAAAUCUUAUUCCUACUUUUGUUGCCCCAGUGUUUAUUGUUGCGUCGUACGUCGUUGGUGAAGCUAUGAAAUACUUAGUACAUUUCAUACCAGGACUCGCAACGGUAGGAUGCGCAUGUGUUGGACUUGUAUGUUAUUUCGGCAUUUCAGGAGUUGUACAAAACAGAACAAAGACACUAAGCGACAGAAAAGUUGCAAUGCUCGGCCCUGAAUAUAAGGAAGGUGGAUUAGAGUUCUACCAAAACCUUCUAACUCGAAAUAAAAACUUGAGGUCAAUUCUUGGCAAAAAAGGCAUUAAAAGGUACUCGUAUUAUGGAAAUGAACAUCUAAGUGUUUUCAAUUUUUCUCCAGUUUUAACAGAAAGACUGAAGACUAUCUCGCAAGUUAAAGUUAACCAGCAAAUACAAUCUGAAGACGUUUGA